Messenger RNA from Lingula anatina, 8906 nucleotides. RefSeq lists its product as uncharacterized. The record is from RefSeq and is a predicted model, not a curated record. NCBI's taxonomy places the organism in Eukaryota, Metazoa, Brachiopoda, Lingulata, Lingulida, Lingulidae. Gene Ontology annotation, molecular function: protein dimerization activity.
UCAAAAUGGCGGAUGUAGCUUUCAAACUUUAUUGCGAUUCUCUUUGUCCCAAUUAAAAGAAAAUUCUAAGAGAUACGAGAAGCGGAGAUGUACCACAGGAUCCAAGUACGUUUAGUGAGAUAGGAAAAUACCUGUUUUAAGGUUUGACAUUUUACCUGUGCAGACACCAAAAUGAAUGGUCUGGUACACACUGAGACGGUCAACCUAUUGGACAUCAUGGAGGGGGCAGACUCAGCAGACAUGGCCUCUGUACCCAUCUCCAAAGGGCGUAAUCGGGAGGCGCACAGGGGCAAUGAAAAAAAGAGGAAAGAGAAGACAAGGACACUGAUAGCACAGAUAGCUGAUAUGUUGCCUGGUUACGCAUCUGUGAAAAACAAGUCCAUGAACAUGACACUGGAGAGGGCUGUCAUGUACAUGAUUGAACUGAAGGAGAAGAAUGACCAAAUGCUUCUCAAUGACCCUAACCUGUACAGAGAGGAAGAACUGAGAAAUGUGAAGGAAAACAUGCAGCAGUUGACUGCAGAAAGGGACAAGUAUCUUAGACUUCUAGAGGCUGCAGGAAUUCCACCGGACAGUAAUCCUAGUGCCUUGUGGAAAGGUGCCAAGAAGGGAAGCCAAUAUGAAAAGCUUCAAAACUUUUCCAUGCAGAAUUCCACUGGCAUUGUGAAGGAGGAUAACCAUCAGCCUGAGGGAGAAGAUCAGAAGAAAAAAUUCUGGCCAAGAAAAAACCUUGUGAGCAGUGUACUUAAGUCAAAGAAAUCAGAGGAUUCUAAUGAACAUCUAAACAAGGCUGCACAGUUGGUGCCACCAGAGGCCCCUGUUGGCAGUGAUGGAACCAUGAUGGUCCCACUCCUGAAUGCCAAUGGUCAGGUCAUCACACAGCUGACCAUCAACACUGGGCCACAGCAAGGAGGCACUGGACAGUCUCCAAGUCAGAAUGUCCUGUUUAUGUCGCCAAACGGCAGUGCUGUUCUGCAACCUCAUGCUGCAGGAUUACGGGGAGCUGUACAGCAGCCAGUAACGAUGGGGAGCUCUGGGGUUGGGAACCAAUCAGUGGCUGGUUCUCAAAGUGUCUCGCCUACUAGCAGCUCUGCAGUGACUCCAAACUCAAACUCUACGAGCGUCACACAGUCUCUGAACUUGAAUGCUCCCAUUAUGUCUACAAAUGUUGACAAUGGAAACACCCACCCAGUGACUUCAACCAAUCAAAAUGGCAUGCUAAAUAUAAUGCCCAAUCAGAAUAUGGGAUUGCCUAUCUUGCCUGGUGGCCCACCAGGGACUGCACUCAUAAACCAAAAUGGGCAGUUGAUAUUUGUUGGUGACCAAGGUUUACCGCUGAUGCAAGGGAACAUAGGCCUUGGUUCACAAAUGCCGCAGUCAUCGUCCAGCAAUUUCCAGGCGCCAUCUGAAGUUCACAACCAAGGUCAGGAGGAUGGAACAUCCAUGGCAUCAUCAUCAUCAGCACCAACCACUUUGACCAACCAUCAACCUGGUAUAACAUCAUUGCCAAGCAGUGUCACCCAAUCCUUGGCUGCUAGGCAGCAGCCAGUCGCCCCUUCAGUACAGAGCUCUACUGGACCACAACAGGUCAACAGUUUACAACCUGGUGGUCUGCUAACUGUGAAUAAUCAGUCUGGAGCUCCAAGCCAGCACCCCACAGCUUUGAUGCUUCCUAAUGGACAAAUUAUCCCUGUAGUGACUCAGCCAUCCAUGCUUCUGCAGGGUGCAACCCCUGUACCUGGUGGUUUCAUUAUUCCAGCCAAUCAAGCUAGAAAUUUAAAUAUGCCACCACAACAGCAGACUACUGGGUUGCCUGGAAGUCAGGCCCCGCCAGUGGGGUUGCCAGCUUCUGGGUUGCUCAUGACAACCCAGGCUACCAUGCCAACAGUUGCUAUGACUACUGUGUCUUCAAGCAUAACUGCGCAAACUGCUUUACCUUCUUCCCAAACAGUUGAUAUGAAUAUGGCUGCUGGAUUACCCUCCCAAACAGUUCACCUUUUUGGGCCUGGUGCUAAAAUGGGAGGGGCUGUGUCAGGGAGUGGUUCACGUCCCUCGAGUAGGUCCAGUCAGCAGGGAAAAAAUUGCCCCAAUGGUGCCAGCCAGUUACAUAAUACUCAAUCAGGAGCGCCUGUAAUGACUGCAGAGAACAACUCUCACAACAGGAUGACUGUGCCCCUUAGUCAAUAUGCCACAGAUUCUUCAAAUUUUCCUGUCACUGGGGUCAAGACUCAGACUUUAGGACUCCCACCAGGAACAGGGAUAGUUCCAACAAGUGAUGCCCAGAACUUCAGCAGUGGAACCAUCACACAAGUGACUUCCACUUCAACAGUCACUCAAGCCCCUGUGAUAACAUCAGGGACUGCAGGUCAGCCAGGCACAAUCACACUACAGCCAGGUGCUGCUACCAUGGUACCCAUAUUCACAUCACAGGGGACUAUCUUGAUUACACUGCCACCUGGUAGCCAACCAGGCUUGAUUGUAGAUGGCAAUGGAGUCCCCCUGUUUAACACUGUCUCUGCCUCCAACCAAGCUCCUGCCACCCCUACAAGUCAGGCACAGGGGUUGAAGAAGCCAGGACAGCGUAUCAUUAAGCCAAAACCUCCCUCUGGGGAAUCUGAUAGUUCCCUGUCAUCUACUUCUGGUAGUAAAAAGAAGAAAAAGUCAAAAUCAAAAUCCCAGAAGUCAUCGCUGUGGGAUGCACCUCUUUUCAGAGAUGUCAGCCAAGCUGGAGAGGAGGACGGAAACAAAAGUAAGGAUACCAGCAGCUCUGAGGCUGCAGAUAAGAAUAAGCAGGAGUCGACUACUGAUAUCCUUGCCAAGGCUGCAGAAUCAAUAUUUUCCAGUGAAGGAUCUCCUGGUGGAUUUUAUAAUGCAGAUGAUGAUGACAGACUUGAAAUUGAUACAAGUGUCACUGAAGCAAAUGAAGAGAGUGAUUCCCAGAUCAAGUCUCCUUUAUCAAAAGGCAGUGCCUCUCACUCUCCGGUGAAGUCACCAUUUGCAAAAGGUGAAAGAGGCCGUUCUCCAGUAAGGUCUCCUCUAUCAAAAGGACAGUCAUUUCCCAUGAAAUCACCAUCUUCAGAGAAAGAGGUUGAAAAGGGAAGAACUCGAAACAAAUCUAAUAGUCACAAGAACAAGCAGAAUGAUAGCAAAGAAGGCACUAAAAAAGAUGUGAAACGAUUAAACGAAGGUCACCAAAUUGAUAUUACUGUGAAUCCAGAACAUUUUCCUGGGUAUUUUACAGAACAGAGACUGACUAAUGAUCAGAGGUCUUGUUUUGAUACAAAUGAGGUUGCCUUCUCCAACAGUGUUGGGCAAGGAACCAAAAGUCCUCCCAACCCAAAAUCUCAGAACAAAAGAAAAAAAUCAGGAGAUUCCACUGCAAAGAAAGCAGAAUCUCAAGAACACAUAUCUGUAGUUAAUUCUCCUCCUAAUACAUCGAAGUCUCAAAAGAGACGUCAGUCUAUAAGAAGUCCAGAGCGUUCAAAACAAAAUAAGAAGUCAACAGAGAAGCCAAAGUCGAAACAAGCUGAAAAAGUUCAAGAGGUUUUCCCAGAAACAAUUGAAUUCUCCGAGACUGAGCUCUCUGAUGUACUGGAUCAAGUUGAGAGUCUUGGAAAACCUGUAGAUGAGGAGCCAGAAAAGAAAUCACGGUCUAGAAAAUCCAAGUGUGAUGCUGAUGAGGAACCUCACCCCAAGAAAAGGCGGAAAGGCCCAUCCAAAGGGUUACUUUCAAUGAAAGGAAAAAGUGCAACUGAUAGUGUGUUGCAAAAUAAAAGUAUGGACAUUUUUGAAUUUACAGAUGAUUCACCGUCUCCUCCUGCACUUGUGAUAACAAAUGAAAACACUGAAACUAAGGUGCAGUUGCCUAAAAGCCCUGAUAAGAUUUCACCUGGUAAGGGGACUCUGCCUAGGUAUAAUGUAUUUAGUAAUGAAUUGAAACAGAGAAAACGAACAGUAAGCCAGGAUCAGUUGGAUGACAAGCAGGAUGAUAGGGAACAGCCUACUGAUGAGCAUAACAGCUCUUUUGAAAGUGGUGAGAAUUUAUUUGAAACUCUAUUUAAUGCUGCCACUGCAGCAGGACAGAAUACUGCCGUGACAGCACAGAAUCAUAAUGAAUCAGAUAACUUAAAUCUACUCUCUGACAUGGCAUUGUCUCAAAACUAUACUGCCAGCCAAUCCAGAAUCUCGAACAAAUCAUCAGUACAGAAGAACUUACAAGAAAAUGGAAUGGGACAAAUGGAAAAGACAAAAGGGGAAACGGAAUGCCCAAGUACUAAUGCAGCUGGUUACAAUUAUUACUCUGUUAUUACUUCCAGUUCUCAACAGUCUGUUAUUGGUAACGAUGUAAGAGAAAAACAAGGAGCCCAAGAUGUGAUGAAAGGUAAUGGCCUUGAAUCUGGUGAAGAGCUCAGAUCUCCACAAAGGUCAAAUGAAACUUCCUUUUCAGCUUCUCAGUUGAGUUAUUCUGCAGAAUCCUUAUUUACACCUAGUUCUAACCCUUCGUCAGCAAGGCAGGUUAUCCAGUCACAAGAGCAAGGCCCACAGCCACAGGUCAUUCAGCAACGGGAUACCUUUUCACAACCACAGACCCAACAGAAGCAGAAUGCGGAGCGAUUUGUGCAAAGAAGUCCCCAGCAGAGUGCAUCUUUUCCAUCCCAAGGAGGUCUUCCUGCAGUGAGUUCUGAUCCUGGCAGUCAGCGCAGUGGUGCUCCAAGUACUGUUCACUACAUGCCACAGCGAAGCCAGGAAAAAAUGAUGUCACCUCCACCUCCUAGACCUGAUGGGCGGACUAGGACAGCAUCAGGCUUUUAUUCUGCAGAAAAUUUUGUACAACCUUCAUCGAAUUCUGUCCCAAGGGGAGGCCCAUUGUCUCAGAACAACCCCAGUGAAAAUAGAGCACUGCCGCUAAGUCAACCUUCUCCUUUGAGUCAGGGUCCAAUGUUUUCUCCUGAAAAGAAUCAAGAAAGGGGAGGUGGACGCUCAAGAGAAAACAGCCGAGAACGGAGGCAGCCUGAUACAAAUACCAAUGUUGGAUCAGCUCCUGUGUCAUCUUCCCAGGAUUCAUUUGAUUUUCACAACACAUCCACCUUUGGAUUAACUAGUGUCCCUCCAGCUAGCGCAGAGUACCUCAGAGCAGGUGGUAUCCCAGCCCCUCCAGCACCCUCUGGCAUAGGGACAUCUUUCACAUUUACAUUAACAUCAACUUCCUCUGCACCUCCUACAUCAUCAACAGCAGCUUUUGGUCAGAUGCCCCACCACCAGUUUCCCUUCUACCCCCUUCAUCCUUCUUUGAGUCAGUAUGGUGCUCCACUGCCUGGGAUGCCUAAUCCACCUCCACUUAACCUGUCUCGGGAUGAGAAUUCCAGGCAAAAGGAAAGAGGGCCAAGCAGAACGAUGCCUGAUAUACAGCAGCAAAAUCCAGGGUUGCCAUCUCAUCCUUCUGGGGCCAUCCCUGGCCAGGGUCAGAGUCAACAGCCAGAGUUUAGUCCCCAGGGACAUUUACUUAGAACCCCUUCUGGAGUUGGGCAAAAUCCCCAACAGCGACAACAUGAGCUUGCCCAGAAUCGAGGCCAGGAUAAUAAUAAUAUGCAGCCAAUUCCUGUUUCCCAUAGCAGAGAACCAAUGAAUCCUCCUCAGCAUCUUUCACAAGGAGAGACCAAUGCCAAUUCAUUCCAACGCUCUUCUUACAGUAACCCAUCAGAUAAGAAUUCUCAUUCAAGGACACCUGGUCUAACAAGCCCACCUUUACAUCACAACGAUACUUUGUCAGAUUCCAGCAGGAUGGCUAUGCCUCAAAACCCAAACUAUGGACAGAAUUAUGGAAGAUCAUCAUCCAAUGACUUUCAAAAUGUGUCCAGUUUGUCAUCUCAUUAUGAGCCCCCACCACUUCAUUAUGCACCUGGACCACCACAAUCUACCAAUCAAAAUGCCCCUAACAUUCAAAAGUCAUCCAACCAAAGUGAAAGACCAAAGAAGUCGAGCAUAGCACCCAAAGCUUCAAGGCACAUUUCUUCUGCAUCAGAAAGGCCAUCCAAGUCCAUGCCCAAGAAAGGAAUGACUCGGCAACAGCAGCAACAGUAUGAAGUUGAUACAAACUUGUCUAAUUCCAUUUUUGAAUCAAAUCGUAGUAUGACUCCAUACUUUUCAAUUUCAAAUUUACCACCCUCGCCUCCAAGAAAUGACGGGCCAACUUAUAUUCCAAGUAAUAUUUUCCCUGGUCCACCACCACCUUCAAGCAGAAGUAUGACAGACCAGAGUGCUUAUCAUAAAAAUCCAGACAUAAAUGCCACUUUCAAUUCAUUGUUCAACCCUUCCAGACCAGGACAGAAUAGUCUUGGACUUAACUUUCAGCCACCGAGCUUUGGAGUAAACAGUGUCCAUGGAAGUCAUGCCAGCACUGCCAGUAUUAAUCCACAUACAAAUAGCAUUUCAGUUAUGACCCCGCAUGUGCCAAAUUUCAACCUGACUAACAUUUUUGGGGAAAUGCCAAAUCCUGGUCAGCCAGACACCUUGAAUAUCUCGCCAAUCAAAUUUCCUACAAAUAAUCCCAUUUUGCCCCCGCCGCAGGGUGGUAUGGACCCUAAUUCUUUGCACCACCACCAACAAGCUGGGACAUUGUACCAUAAUAGGCCGCACCCUCCACCAGCGGUAUUGCAUAAUAUGAGUAUAAACAAUAUCCUAGGGCAUCACAACCAUCAUGGUUUUGAGGCCCGCCCAAUGGCACCUCCUGGAAUGAACAAUCCUGUAGGGCCGCCGUUUCAUGGCCAUGGACACACCCCUACAUUUGGAAUGCCCCCAUUGAACUUCACUAUGCAUGACCACUAACACUGUUAGGACUCUUGUUUUUUUUUCUUUUUAUUUAUAUUUUUGUAUGGAAAAGUUUUGCAGAAAAUUCAGUCAAGGAAGUAAAACAGUCAUGGAAUAGAUUUUAUUUGAUGAACAUAACGUGCAAACUGAAAAUUUGACAAGAAAUAUGUGCAUUUUCUGAGUAUAGAUUUGUUGUCCAUAACAUAUACAUUUAUAGAGAGGGUUAUUCACAUAAAUCCCAUUGUCAGGUUCACUCUAUCAUUGAUCACCAGAUGGUUAAGGAAAUCUGUUUUAGCUGUAGAUAAUAUCACUGAUUAAGAAAAAAAAUGUUAUUUUAAUUUUUAUUUAAAAUGUUUAAUUAUCGUCUUUAUUUUAUUAUUUUUAUUAAUUUAAUUUAAAUUUCAUUUUAUCUUUCAUUUAUUUUUUUGCAUAACAAAUCAAAGUGCUAGAGUGAACCCAACAAUGCCAGAUUUCAUUUUCAUUGUUUAGAUGGUGCUGUAUAGAGAACAAUUGCAAUAUCUGUGCUUUGUACCAAAUGUUUAUAUGGUUUUGAUUUUUAAAAAAACUUUCUUGAAGUCAUGUCAGUGGUGUUUAGAAGUUUUUUUUUUAAUCAAAAUUUUAUUUUUGUUACUAUUACCAUUAGUACCCUGUGAAUUUCUUUUUGUUGCUUUGUGAGGUUUUACAGAGAACUAAUGUUUUGGAUUUACAUCAGUAAAAUGUAGGUUGGGGCAAAAACAGAAGACUUUCUUCACAUAUAGCUUAGUAGGAAAAUGGCAUACAGCAAGGAAAUUCAGUAUCAGAAAGUUUCAACUCAACUUGCUCCCAAAGAGCUUUGUAGUGCCUAUAUCAAAACUACUUACAAAUUUUUUUAUCUCGUUUACUUUUAAUUAUUUAUUUUCAAGAUAUCUCACUUUUGUGAAGUUUUUGCACCAUGGACCCAACGAACAUUCAUAUUUUAAUUUUUGUUUUCACCCCCAAAUAUUAUCAACACACUGUUUUGUGAAAUAGAAUCGACCAAUUAUGUUAAAAUUUAAUAAUUUAAAUAUUUUUCAAUGGAGGUUUAAUUCCAUAGAAAAAAAGUGCAAUGGCCAAAAGUGGCAACUGAGAUUUUUUGAAAUAAUAAAAUGUUCUGAAAACGAUCCUUCAAAAAGAAAACAGUGCUGGAAAAUUGUCAGGAAAUAAUCAAAUUGAGGUAUGAUUUAUUGAUGAAUAUUACCAAAUGUGAUUUAAGUAUUGAGCAUGCAGUUUCUGUACAUAAUAGAACAUAAACAUUAUUUGAAAUCUGAGGAUUAUAGUGUACAGAAAUGAAAUUUAUGUGAAUGUAUAGAUGUGUAAACAUUUUAGAAUAGUGAAAAGUGGAGUUUUUUUAUGUAUUCAAUAUUUGUCAUUAUUUUAUGAUUUUUUAAAAUUUGAGUGAAAGAUGGCUGAGAAUUGUCAGCUCUCAUAAGUUUUAGAAUUUCUAAUUCAUAAAAAUUGUGCUGGUGUUGUUAGAUAAUUUUGUACACCUGCUUUUAAACUUGGACAGUUGCUGAAGAUCUAUAUGCUUUUGGGCUUGCGUAUUGAUGGAUGUAUUUUUAUAAGUUAUAAAGAAACAAAUGGUGUGUAUAACAUAUAAAUAAUUUUUAAAGAGAUGAACAACAUAUCAUUAUGUACAUAUACAUCCUCAUUCUUUGUCAUCUUUUCUUAUUUUUAUUCAGUAAUUUUAUACUCUAUAGUUUUAGUGUUUUGUCAUAAUUAACUGUCUGAUAUUUUUCUGAAGAAUGAAGGCACCCAAACUUCUGGGUUAAAAUAUAAACAGGUAUGCAUUGAAUGUCUUAUACAAACUUUAUAAGUAAAUGUGUGAAUGAAUGGAAGUAGACAUUAUGUGGAUAAAUGCAGUGUAUGAGGAAAUCUGAUAGAUGGUCAGUAAAAGAGGCAGAAGUAUUGUUGAAUAAGUAAAUUAGAUAUUUUAUCAUGUCCUUGUGAUUAUAUUGAAAUGUAAUCUGCAAUGCUUUCAUCAUAUAUGCUGUACUUGAACUGUUUUAUUAUGUAGAUGACAAUGUGUAUUUGUAUCCUUUUAUAUACAAAGUGAACUUAUAAAGAUAAUUUAUAUUGUUAAA